CCUGCAGCUCCGAUCCAGUCUCAGGCUUUGUUACGAGCAGGAGGUCAGUCAGUCCGACCAGCAGCCCGCUCACCGCACACAGCACCGCACACAGGACCGCAGAGACCCGCACACAGCACCGCACACAGGACCGCAGACAGGACCCGCACAGACCCGCACACCCCGCGUCUCUCCGCUUCUCUCGGCGCUACAACAGAACCAGAACCAUGGGGAAAGGCUGCCUGACAGCGACCAAGUACUUCCUGUUCCUCUUCAACCUCAUCUUCUUUCUGUGCGGCACCGUCAUCAUGGGUUUUGGACUUUGGCUCCUGCUGGACAAUCAGAGCUUCAUCGUGGUCCUCAAUAACUCCACAGCUGUAAAGAUCGCCUGCUACAUCCUGAUCGGGGUCGGAGCUUUCUCCAUGCUCAUGGGCUUCAUCGGCUGCUUGGGCGCCAUUUAUGAGAUCCGCUGUCUGCUCGGCCUGUACUUCACCUGCCUCCUGCUCAUCCUCAUCGCUCAGAUCGCAGCCGGCGCCCUCAUCUACUUCCAGAAGUCUGUGUUGAACGAGGAGAUGUCAAAGAUCGUCACUAAAGUUCUGGACAACUAUCCCGGCAGCAACUCGACCACGGAGCAGGCCUGGGACUUCAUCCAGAGGAAUAUGGAGUGCUGCGGCUGGACCGGUCGUCUGGACUGGAGCGGGAACAUGGUGAUCGUCAACAGCUCCCAGCUGCUGUUCCCCUGCUCCUGCCAGAACAUCUCGCUGGCCACAGGAAACUUCUCCGACAGCGGCUUCUGUGAGGCUCAGACCCCCGACUGGCCCGUCUACGACGUGGGCUGCGCUGCCAGCGUGGAGAGCUGGCUGCUCACCAACAUCGGGGUCGUCCUCGGGAUCUGCCUGGGAGUCGCUCUGAUCGAGCUGCUCGGGAUGAUUCUGUCCAUCUGCCUGUGCAGGAACAUUCACACGGAGGAUUACACCAAAGUGCCGAGUGCCAAAUACUGAGACGACCGAGAGGAAACGGUCGAGCGAGGCAUUGUUUUUACUCCACCUGGUGUUCGGUGAAACAUUUUGUCCAAAUGUAAAAUAAUGUGUGUUUUCUUUUAUAUUUUAUUAGAUUCUUCCUCUUCUUCUUCUUCUUCUUCUUCUUCUUCUUCUUCUUCUUCUUCUUCUUCUUCUUCUUCUUCUUUUUUAAGCACCUCCAUCUGUUUUUAUUUUAAUCGUCCAGUUUUUUGGGUUUUUUUGGAGCACUUUAGAGACAUUUUGCAUCCAGAGAGCGACGCUAAAAUGUUUUCUAGGAACGACGGAUGAGGAGAAAAAAGAGAAAAGAUAUCUGAGGUACAACUACGCGCUCGGAUUACUGCGUCGCCGGUUUCUCUGUAAAUUAUCGCUUCAUAGUUUUAUUUUCCCUAAAAAAUCUGAAGAGAAAUCAUGUUUGAGUGUAAAGACGGAAGCUGACUUGGACGACUGGAAACUGGAAACCCGCCGUGUGGCUCUUUUUUUAAUUUUUAUACACCAGCGUUUUGAGUUGUUGUGAGAUGUUUUUAGUACUUUGUACAUAAUUUUAAGUCUUUAUUUGUGUGAAUUUGAAUCCAAAACAAAUACUGCCAGUGUUUCUACUUCAGCUGGUCCUUUUUAAACCUUUUCUUUGUUUUGUUUUCUUUUUAAUCGUCGGGAUUUUUGUUCUGGUAAUAAUAGAAAUAAUGAGGAACUAAAGUAAAAGUAUCGCUCCCAGUUUACAACUGUCUGUGACAACGAGCGCAAAGCGUUUUAAUUUGAUAUUCUGCCAACAAGUGAAAAGUUUCUUUAACCACUUUUGAAACACAGGAACUUUAAAUUAAAACCACAGAACAGAUUAGUUUUGGAGCAGAAUAAAUAUUUUCGAUCGUGGAAAUUUGUUUACACAGAAAAAUGAUUUUGAUAUUAAUUUAUGCACAAUUUGAACUUUCGGCCACAAUGAUGAUGUUGUUGUUGUUUUUAUAAUGUACAAAUCCACCUUGUGUUUCCUUCUGUGUACAGUCUGUAUGAAACACGACCUGCUAACCUUUAAUCGUUUCUAAGACGACAAACGGUACGUUUGUUUAUAACUAGACAGACUUCUGGUAGCUAGCUGGAUUAGAAAGUGUGUACUCACAACAUUCAUUAUAUUUCAUUUUGCCAAUAAACUGAUUACAGAACA
Messenger RNA from Acanthopagrus latus (yellowfin seabream), 2154 nucleotides. RefSeq names its product CD82 antigen-like. Gene Ontology annotation, cellular component: membrane. The coding region runs from base 207 to 980 and encodes 257 amino acids. The transcript has 10 exons. NCBI's taxonomy places the organism in Eukaryota, Metazoa, Chordata, Actinopteri, Spariformes, Sparidae. The record is from RefSeq and is a predicted model, not a curated record.